AUGACAGUUCUACUGGUGGAUUAUGCAGAGACUGGAUUUGCAGGGAAUAUUGGGACAGCUGUCACGCACAGGGACCAUCACCAGAUGGGCUCUUUCGUGUCUGUGCAGAGAAGCGACGGCUCUGUUGAGUACCAGUGCCCACAGUGUCCUUAUAAGACCACCUGGAGAGGCAACAUUCGCCUGCACCAGGUGACGCAUUCGGACCAGUGUCCGUUCAUCUGCCCGCAGUGCUUCAAAGGCUUCAAGAGGAAUCACCACCUCAAACGCCACCUGUUGCAAGUACACAUGCAAGAUGGGGAUAUUCCUAGCUCCGGCCCACCGGAAGUGAAAAAAGAGGAUGCCGGAGGGUCUGCGUGUGCUGCUGGGUCACAUUCGUCUGCUACGCCCCCGACGUCGGCAUCGCUCGGCGAAGCGCAGCGUGCAGCAGCUGCAUCGGCGUGGCCACAACAUGACGGCAUGUGCUGCAGUCGCCGCAGGUGCCCAUUCUGCAGCAAGCCAUUCCUGACAAAGUGGCACCUGCAACGUCACGUGCGCAUCCACACAGGCAUUCAUCACCAAGACGACGCUUCACUGACUGUCGACAAAGGCAACGGCUCAAAGGAGUACAUGUGUCCGCUCUGUCCUUACACGACCUCCCGAAGAGGGAACGUUCGGCUGCACCUAAUCAGACAUUCAGACCGACAUCCGUUCCUCUGCCCCGUGUGCUCCAAGGCCUUCAAGCGCAGUUACGACCUCAAGCGCCACCUGAGACACCUCCAGACCCACACAAAUGAGUGGCCCUACAAGUGUCCCUACUGCCCCAAGGCCUAUUUCGAGAAGAUUGCCUCGUCGCCCACGUGCGGCGCCACACGGGUGACAAGCCUCACCUCUGCCAGCUCUGCCACAUGA
This is a messenger RNA of Rhipicephalus sanguineus (brown dog tick), 888 nucleotides long. RefSeq names its product zinc finger protein 425-like. NCBI's taxonomy places the organism in Eukaryota, Metazoa, Arthropoda, Arachnida, Ixodida, Ixodidae. Gene Ontology annotation, molecular function: RNA polymerase II cis-regulatory region sequence-specific DNA binding; DNA-binding transcription factor activity, RNA polymerase II-specific. The transcript is spliced from 6 exons. The coding region runs from base 1 to 888 and encodes 295 amino acids. Gene Ontology annotation, biological process: regulation of DNA-templated transcription. The record is from RefSeq and is a predicted model, not a curated record.